Messenger RNA from Brenthis ino (lesser marbled fritillary), 990 nucleotides. NCBI's taxonomy places the organism in Eukaryota, Metazoa, Arthropoda, Insecta, Lepidoptera, Nymphalidae. The record is from the annotation of a GenBank genome assembly.
AUGUCGGCAGGCGGCGCGGAGGCGGGCGGCGGCGCGGCGGGCGGCGCGGCGGCGGGCGGCGCCGACUACAAGAUCACGCUGGGGCGCGCGCGCGCCUCCUCCGCCGUCACCUCCACCAACCCCAAGACGCCCAGCCCCAGCCUCAACGGCGGCGGCGCGGGCGCGGCGGGCGGCGCCUCCGAGCUGGACAAGGUGUGCGCGGAGUCCGUGCAGGACCUCAUGGCCACCAUCGCCAAGCUCGACUCCAACGGCGUGCAGGUGGUGGCGGAGCAGAGCUCGGACGCGCCGUCGCCCGCGCUCGUGCACUCGUCCACGGACGGCGGCGAGGCCGAGGGCGGCGCCGAGCCCGAGGGCGGCGCGGAGGGCGGCGAGGGCGGCGCGCGCGAGGCGCGGCGCGGCGCGGACCCCAACGAGGACUGGUGCGCCGUGUGCAUGGACGGCGGCGAGCUCAUGUGCUGCGACAAGUGCCCCAAGGUCUUCCACCAGUACUGCCACAUACCCACCAUCGAGAAGCUGCCCGAUGAGAUGGAGUCGUGGCAGUGCCUGCUGUGCGUGAACUUCGCGGAGGAGGGCGGGGAGGAGGAGGCGGCGGCGGCGGGCGGCGCGCUGGCGGGGCGCGCGCGGCGCGUGGUGGAGCGCAUCACGCUGGAGCUGUACUGCCAAUACGAGCUGUCGCUGCCCUUCCGCGAGCCCGUGCCGGAGACCAACCGACACUACCACUCCAAGAUCUCGCAGCCGAUGUGCCUGGACAUGAUCCGGCUGCGGCUGCAGCCCGGCGCCGACGCGCGCUAUGCGACCGCCGCGCAGUUCGUGGCCGACGUGCGUCUGCUCUUCCGCAACGCCUACCGCUACAACCCGCCGGACUCGCAGCUGUACAAGGACGCCAAGAAGCUGGAGGAGUUCUUCGACGCGCAGCUGCUGAAGUGGCUGCCGGAGUACGCGCAGUGGCGCGGCGACGGCGAGCCGCCUGCCAAGCGCGCGCGCUGCGAC